Staurois parvus is the source of this 491-nucleotide messenger RNA. The record is from the annotation of a GenBank genome assembly. Lineage: Eukaryota; Metazoa; Chordata; Amphibia; Anura; Ranidae.
CAUCUCCUGUAGUAUGUCUGCAGUCUCUGGUCAUCUCCUGUAGUAUGUCUGCAGUCUAUGGUCAUCUCCUGUAGUAUGUUCACAGUCUCUGGUCAUCUCCUGUACUAUGACCGCAGUCUCUUGGUCAUCCCCUGCACUGUCUGCAGUCUCUGGUCAUCCCCUGUACUGUCUGCAGUCUCUGGUCAUUUGUACUAUGUCCACAGUCUCUGGUCAUCCCCUGUACUGUCCGCAGUCUCUGGUCAUCUCCUGUACUGUCCGCAGUCUCUGGUCAUCUCUUGUACUGUCUGCAGUCUCUGGUCAUCUGCUGUACUAUGUCUGCAGUCUAUGGUCAUCUCCUGUGCUAUGUCCACAGUCUCUGGUCGUCUCCUGUAGUAUGUCCACAGUCCCCGGUCAUCUCCUGUAUAUGUCCGCAGUCUCCAGUCAUCUCCUGUAGUAUGUCUGCAGUCUCUGGUCAUCUCCUGUACUGUGUCUGCAGUCUCUGGUCAUUUCCU